GAGACCAAGUAUUUCACACAGCGGAAAACAGGAGAAGAAUGGAGUUCUGUUUUUAACUUCUGGCAAAUAAACACGAAGGCGCCCGCGCCGCAGCUCAGAGUCUGGCCGCCAUGUCGGCUCCCCCGGACGAGGCUUUCCGGGGCUACGCGAACUUCAGAACCUACGCCCGCGGCGGACCCCGCGGAGCCCCUCGUGCCGGCGGCCGCUGCAGCUCCUGGAGAAGCCACAUCGCCGUCAUUCUGGUCGUGUUUUAUCCAAAAAAUAUUUCAACCGUUUAUAAGAAACCGUAUAAGCUUUUGUCCGAAGUAGCAGAGUGUAAGAAUGGGGAAGUAGGGGAGGAAAACGCGAGAGGCUCUCGAGUAUGUGCGCGUAGGAACAUCCUCAUCCAUGUGAUUUCGUUCCCCACAGCUGCUUGCGGCGCUAUCUUCGCAUCGUACCUGGACGGCUGGUCUCUGCACGCUCUGAGGGCACUGGAUCUACAACCUACCCCCUCUGGUCGCAGCGGACAUGUCAACGCUGCUUCCAACGGUCCUAACAAUGCCAAUGACUUCCACGGUUCUGUCGUUAACAUCUCUAGCAAGAAUUAUUCUAGCUACAAUGGCGCUGCCUUCAAUCGCUCUACUGAAAAUGUCUUCCAGUACAUUCAUCGUAGUUUCGAAGAUAUUGCUUUGGAUGGUCUCACUCUCAACAGUUCUGCCUUCAAUGGUCAUGUUUUUGAUAGUCCUACCUUCGACAAACUUGCUUUGAACGACUCUAGCAACAACAUUCCCGUCGAAGACUCAGUGUUCAAUGAUCCUUCCUUCAGUGACAGUGCGUUUAAUGUACCUGCUCUUUACGAAGAACUCUCCAACGGAACUGACUCCAUCAGUUAUCCUUUGAACAAGAAAGGCUUAAACCGACAUACUUACGCCGAAUGGGCCUUGAACUACCCUGUCAAGAACGGUACUGCUUUAAACGGCCGAGCCGAGAACGGUUCUGCCUUAGAUGACCGUGCCAAGAACGGUUCUGCCUUAGACGACCGUGCGAAGAACGGUUGUGCCCUAAACGGCACUGUCUUAGACAAUCGUACCUAUAAACAUUUUGCCUUGAAUGACGGUGCCUACAACAGUUCUGCCUUUAACUACCAUGUCGGCAAAGAUUUUUCCUUGAAUGCUUCUCUCUUGUCUGAACGUGAUAACGGUUCUGUCAUGUAUACUAUCUUACACGACAACGGUCCUGCCUUAUAUGACAUUGGUGAGAACGGAUCGGUCUCAAACUAUCGUGAUGAGAAUGAUCUUCCCUUGAACAAUCUUAGCAACAAUGAUUCUGCCUUAAAUGAUCAUUAUUUUGACGACCGAGGUGUCAAAUGUGCUACCUUAAAUAGGCCUUCCUUGGACGACUGUGAUGACAAUGGUUCUGUCUUAAGCAGUCCUUCCUUGGACGACCGUGGUGACAAAAGUUCUGACGUAAAUGAUCUUUACUUGAUUGACCGUGAGGAUAACGACUCUGCCGAAAGUAGUCCCUCCGUGAAAGACUAUGGGGACAACAGACCUGCCUCGACCACCCGUGGUGACAAUGGCCAUGUCUUCAAUGGUCCUGCUGACCCUGCCUUGCACGGCCAUACUGGCAACCGCCCCUUCUUCAACAUGGGCGGCGCCACCGGCACCUCCAAGGGCAGCACCACCCACGCUGGCGCGCUUGACGGUUUCUGGUCCUUUCACCCCACUCUCCUGCACGCAAUGAUGCCGGUGGGCUCGGCGCUGGCUGCCUGGGCCUUCGGACGAGGCGCCGACCGCCUGGGCCGCCGCUUCGCGCUGCUCGCCUGCGGGCUGGUCGGCGCGCUGGCCUGGCUGCUGCUGCUCUGCGAGCGCUCCUCCGUGCAGUGGGUGUGUGCGUCGCGCAUCCUCGUCGGUGUCCAGAUGGGCGCCAUCUUUACCGUCUUCCCGGUCUACGUGGCCGAGAUCGCCCAUGUAAGACUCUGCCCCGCUCGACGCAGCAAAGUUGUGUAA
Molecule: messenger RNA, 1988 nt
Organism: Gryllus bimaculatus (two-spotted cricket)
Lineage: Eukaryota; Metazoa; Arthropoda; Insecta; Orthoptera; Gryllidae
Source: the annotation of a GenBank genome assembly